CGCGCUCACAAAAUGGCGCCCUCUGCGCGCUGCCCCACGCGGACCCGUCAGCGCGUGCCUCUCGCGCGCCCCUCCCAACGGCCGCUCCGCCCAACGGCCGCCCCCGUCCCACCCCGUAGAGCGGCCGGCUCUGGCACGAAGCGGCUCGGUGCUGCCCCCAGCCGCGGCCGGGUCCGCGGCCCCUCCUCGCCGGUCGGGAAGAUGGCGCUGCGCGGCCAGAAUCUGGCAAAACUAGAGGUCCUAAGUAAGCACCUGUAUGAAGGAGCUGAUCUUGCAUAGCAAAUGCAAGCUGAGAAGAUGGUCUUGGAGCUUAUUAACAGCCCAGAUGGUCUUAGCCAGUGCCAGCUUUUAUUAGAACAAGGAACACAAACUCAACAUAAAGUAGUGCUCCUAUACACUUUCUGGAUUCCUGGUCUGGCCACAUCCAGCCUGGCCUUGAAUGCCUCCAGGGAUGGGAUAAAACUUGCAGCAAACUACCUUCUGAACUGUGUAGCUUCUCAACCCAAACUGGCUCCUUUUGUCACACAAGCUCUCGUUCAAGUCAUUGCUAAAAUUACCGAAUAAGGAUGGUUCAACGUACUGAAAAUCCAGCUUGUCUUCAGAGACAUCAUUGGUGAUGUAAAACAAUUUUUGCAGGGCACUGUGGACCACUGGAUAAUAGGAGUAAUGAUUCUGUCAGAACUGGCUUAGGAAAUGAAUCUAUUUGGUUGUUCAAGACCUUGAGCAGAGCAUUGUAAAAUAACAACCUCAUUCUGUGGCACGUCUUUAAAGGACAUACUGAUGCUUACGUGCUCUUUUCGUCACCUGACAAGGUGUUUUUUCUCCGUGGCUUUUGGCAAAACCUUUAAGCUUUCAGGAUCAAUGGCAAAAAGUCUAGCAGUGCAUCUUUUGAAGCUUGUACUGAAUUGUCUUAAUUUUGAUUUCAUUGGAAAUUCAACUGAUGAAUCUGCAGAUGACCUAUGCACUGUGCAGAUUCCAGCGAGCUGGAGAACAAUCUUCCUGGAGCCAGGGACCUUGGACCUGUUUUUUGAUUUGCAUCAUUCCCUUCCACCAAUGUUGUCUCAGUUAGCACUUUCCUGCUUAGUUCAGUUUGCUUCUACAAGACCUUUAUUCAGCAAUCAAGAACGUGCCAGGCAUCUUGGUAAUCUCAGCAAAGGAGCGAAACAAAUACUUGAAAAUCCACAGGGUUUAUCUGAUCCCGGUAAUUACCGUGAAUUCUGUCGGUUUUUGGCUCGGCUGAAGACCAACUAUCAACUAGGAGAGUUAGUGGUAGUGAGAGAUUACCCAGAAGUUAUCCAGCUCAUAAAUUUUACUAUUACUGGCCUACAGCACUGGGAGUUUGCUCCAAAUAGCAUUCAUUAUUUGCUAACUCUGUGGCAAAGUAUGGCAGCAUCUGUACCUUCUGUGAAAACAGCAGGACCCCACCUCUUAGGUACGUAUGCACCUGAGAUAACAAAAGUUUAUAUUACUUCCAGACUGGAGUGUGUUCCUGUAGUAGUAGGAGAUGGCCUUGAAGAUCCACUGCAUGAUACAGCUACAGUUUUCCAACAACUAGAGCAGCUAUGCGCAGUUAGCAGGUGUGAAUAUGAAAAGACCUGUACACUUCUUGGACAGUUGUUUGACCAAAAUGCACAGAACUACCAAGAACUAUUGCACUCUUCUAGUAGGAAUCCAUUAGAAAUCACAGUCCAGGAAGGACAUCUGGCCUGGUUCGUCUACUUUGUGUGUACUUUUGUGGGGGGAGGAUUAACGUGCAGUAGCACUGAUGAACACAAUGCAGUGGAUGGAGAAUUAUCCUGUCAGGUGUUUCAGCUGAUGUCUUUGAUGGAUGCCAUGUUACCAGUGUCUAGUAAUGAGAAAGUAGAACUGCCAAUUCUGUGGUUUUUGGAUCAGUUUUGCAAAAUGCGUGUUGGGGUCCAGCUUCAGCACACCUCAAAGGUGUAUGCCCGCAUUUCAGAAGUCUUAGGAAUAACAGAUGGCAACUGUGUUCUGGAAAUAGUUAUGACAAAAAUUGUUCCAAACCUUAAAUACUGGGGAAGAUGUGAGACUGUGAUUUUAAGAACUCUUCAGUUUCUAAAUGACCUUUCUGUUGGAUACAGUCUCUUAAGAAGACUUGUGAAAAUAGACACUGUGAAAUUCCUGCUUCGGAAUCACACAGUGAUGCAUUUCCCUUUCUUGGGCAUCAGUGAUAAUUAUGACCUUAGGUGCCAGACAGUUUUCUUCACUGCCCUCACUCAUCUUCUCAUGAUCAAUUUAGGUGAGGAUGAGAAUGAGUUUAAGAAUUUCAUGCUGCCCCUCACAGUUUCAUUUGAGAGUGUGACUCAGAUGCUCAACAGUAGUUCAGAACAAGAAGAGGCAAAGCGUAUGUUGAUCGGGCUGGCAAGAGAUCUUCGAGGGAUUGCCUUUGCACUAAACACAAAGACCAGCUACACCAUGCUGCUUGACUGGAUAUACCCUGCAUACGUUUCUGUUCUGCAAAGAGCUAUUGAACUGUGGUACCAGGAACCUGUGUGUACAACCCCUGUAUUGAAGCUGUAUUGAAUGCAAAACAGGUCGCAAUGUUUAAGUUUUGGUGGAUCAUCUCCAAACAGAAUUUUUCUCUUCAGGGAAGCUAGUAAAAUGAUCUGUACAUACAGUAAUCAGAUCCUCUCUCUUGGGGCUUUGUCAGAAGAUCAGGUUUAUCCGCUGAAACUCAAGGGCAUUUCCAUCUGUUACUCUGCGCUCAAAUCUGCCUUAUGUGGAAAUUAUAUCUGCUUUGGCAUCUUCAGGUUGUACGGGGACAACCACUUUGACAAUGUACUUCAGGCCUUUGUCAGAAUGCUGCUUUCAGUAUCCCACAGUGACUUGCUACAAUAUCGAAAACUAAGCCAAUCUUAUUACCAACUUUUGGAAUGCCUGACCCAAAAUCAUAUGGAUUUCAUUACCAGCUUAGAGCCUCAUGUCCUGAUCUAUAUCCUUACCUCAAUAUCUGGAGGACUGCCUGCUGUAGAUACAAUCAUCUCUCCCAGCUGUUGUGCCAGUUGAGACUACAUUGUCACAUACCUCCUCAAGCACAUAGUUAAAGAGAGCAAGAAGGCUCUGAGACAUAGAGAAACUUCACAGGAUGGACAAAGAUGGUUUAAUUUCAUGCAGCAUAACCUGGAAGUGCUAUAGCAGAUGAUGUCAAUGCUAAUGAACACCAUCAUCGUUGAAGACUGCAGGAACCCAUGGUCUGUGUCAAGACCACUGCUUAGACUUACACUUCUCAAUGAGAGGUGCUUCAGUGAGCUGAGGGCAACUUUGAUAAACGGCCAGGCUGGCAGCAAACGGCGAGUCCUUAACCAGUGCUUCAGGAACCUUACGGAAGGAGUCGAGCAGAACCUUUUGGUGGAGAGCAGAGACAGGUUCACCCAGAAUGUGUCCGUGUUCCAAAGGGCCAUGGCGCUGCACAGCGAAGGGGUGGCCGAUGCGGGCAGCCUGGGCAUGAAGAGCUGACAAGGACUGGGGAAAGCAGAGCUGGCUAAUAGGACUGUUCUGAAAGCUUUGGAGCCCCAUUAUAUUGUUGGAUUUUGACCCUUGCAGAAACUGGUUUUUUUUAGAUAACUUCUGCCUUUUUAUAUCUCCUGGCAUAAACGUUAAGGGUUUGCAAUAGUGAAAGCAAAGUCAACAUUUUCAGCCUUUCUUAGCAAAAUUUACUCUCUUGAUCUUUUAUGUUUAUGAAAUGGUGUAGAAACAGUACUUAUCCAAAGAGUGAAAUAAAUACGCAUUCCUUCUGUA
Molecule: messenger RNA, 3756 nt
Organism: Gallus gallus (chicken)
Lineage: Eukaryota; Metazoa; Chordata; Aves; Galliformes; Phasianidae
Gene: RANBP17
Product: RAN binding protein 17
Biological process (GO): protein export from nucleus
Cellular component (GO): cytoplasm; nuclear pore
Molecular function (GO): nuclear export signal receptor activity
Source: RefSeq, a predicted model, not a curated record